CCUAACUCCUCACUCCUGCUGCCCUCUCCACUCUCCACUCUCCUGCGGCCCUGCCUCCUGCCUCUCUCUCACGCCGCGUGGCCGUCUCUCUCCGGCUACCUCUCUCGCUCGCCUCCCGCGGCACUCUCUCUCUCUCUCUCUCGUUGCAGGCGGCAAGCCUCUGUGUCUCUCUCUCGUCUCCCGUCGUGUCCAGUGGCUUAACUUCACCGUCGUCUCCCUCACUUUCUCGUUGCAAGCGGCAAGCCGUCGUAUCUAUCUCUCGUCUCCCGUCGUCUGCCUUCUUUUAAGGGUAAAAGAUGGUGCAGUAUAAUUUUAAGAAGAUUACUGUUGUCCCAAAUGGGAAGGACUUCGUUGACAUUAUUCUCUCUCGGACCCAACGAAAAACACCAACUGUUGUCCACAAGGGGUAUGCUAUUUCCCGCCUCCGUCAGUUUUACAUGCGCAAAGUGAAGUAUACCCAACAGAACUUUCAUGAGAAGCUCUCUACAAUCAUUGAUGAGUUUCCUCGAUUGGAUGAUAUCCACCCUUUUUAUGGGGACCUUCUUCAUGUUCUCUACAAUAAAGAUCACUACAAGCUUGCCCUUGGUCAAAUCAAUACUGCAAGGAACCUUAUUAGUAAGAUUGCAAAAGAUUAUGUGAAAUUGUUGAAGUAUGGUGAUUCACUGUACCGAUGCAAGUGUCUGAAGGUUGCUGCUCUUGGCCGCAUGUGUACUGUGAUAAAGAGGAUUGCUCCUAGUUUGGCUUACUUGGAACAGAUCAGACAACACAUGGCGAGGCUACCUUCAAUUGACCCGAAUACUCGGACAAUCUUGAUUUGUGGGUACCCCAAUGUCGGCAAGAGUUCAUUCAUUAACAAGAUCACUAGGGCUGACGUAGAUGUCCAGCCCUAUGCUUUCACCACAAAGUCACUCUUUGUUGGUCAUACAGAUUAUAAAUACCUGAGGUACCAAGUCAUUGAUACACCGGGAAUUUUGGACCGACCAUUCGAAGAUCGCAACAUUAUUGAGAUGUGCAGUAUAACAGCUCUAGCACAUCUGCGAGCUGCUGUGUUGUUCUUCUUAGACAUCUCAGGGUCUUGUGGAUAUAGCAUUGCUCAACAGGCUGCUCUUUUUCACAGUAUUAAGUCACUAUUUUUGAACAAACCGUUGAUUAUAGUUUGCAACAAGACUGAUUUGCAAUCACUAGAAGGGAUAUCAGAGGAAGACAAGAUGUUGGUCAUGGAGAUGAAAGCUGAAGCUAUGAAGACUGUGAUUGGCCAAGGAGGUGAGCCUACAGAUGACGUGGGGGUGCUGUUGACCAUGAGCACUUUGACUGAGGAGGGGGUAAUUGCUGUGAAAAAUGCGGCUUGUGAGAGGUUAUUGGAUCAGAGGGUGGAAUUAAAGAUGAAAUCAAAAAAGAUAAAUGAUUGCUUAAAUCGUUUUCAUGUUGCAAUUCCAAAGCCACGGGACCAGAAGGAAAGGCCACCUUGUAUACCUCAGGCAGUUUUGGAAGCUAAAGCUAAGGAAGCAGCAGAGAAGGAAAAGAGGAAAACUGAAAGGGAUUUGGAGGAUGAGAAUGGUGGUGCAGGUGUAUACUCUGCUAGUUUGAAGAAGAAUUAUAUCUUGGCCAAUGAUGAAUGGAAAGAAGAUAUAAUGCCUGAAAUUAUGGAUGGGCACAAUGUAUAUGACUUCAUUGAUCCUGACAUUUUACAUAGGCUUGAAGAGUUGGAACAAGAAGAUGGGCUACGGCAGGCAGAGGAGGAUGAUGAUGAUUUUGAGAUCGAUGGCAAGGAAUUGACUCCAGAAGAGCAAAAAGCAUUGGCUGAGAUCCGGAAAAAGAAAAGCUUACUCAUACAGCAGCACCGGGUCAAGAAAAGCACUGCAGAGAGCCGACCUAUCGUCCCAAGAAAGUUUGACAAGGACAGGCGGUUCACAACAGAGAGAAUGGGAAGGCAGCUAUCCUCUUUGGGGCUGGAUCCAACUUUGGCCAUUAACCGAGCCCGCAGUCAGUCGAGGGGCCGGAAGAGGGAGAGAUCGCCUGACAGGGGAGCUGAUGAUGUUAUGGAUAUGGACGUGGACACACCUAACAAGAAGCUGCGAAUUAGAUCUAGAUCCCGAUCAAGGUCAAAAUCACGGCCUCCAGGUGAAGUCGUCCCUGGAGAGGGCUUCAAGGAUUCUACUCAAAAGAUUAAGGCAGUAAAACUUGCCAAGAAAUCGGCCAACAAGAGGAACAAGGAUGCUCGCCGUGGUGAGGCAGAUAGAGUAAUUCCUACUUUGAAGCCAAAGCAUUUGUUCUCUGGGAAGCGCUCUACUGGCAAAACAGACAGACGCUGAAAUACUUGAGGGAUGGUUGUUUAUUCAUUGAAGUGACGGUAUUCUGAACCUUUGAGUUGCUUUUGAGAAAGAACCUCGGUAUUUUAAUUUUCUGGUUUGGCUGUAGAUUUUGCAGCCUGAGUGACUAUGGCAGCAUAGUUUUCUUAUUAUCUUUGGUUCAGUACACAAUUUUGAGUUGAGAUAUGUUUUAAGUUGUAAUUUCGUGUAUGGGGUUGAACGUGAUUUGUGCCGGAAUUUUGGUUUGUUGUCACUCCUAUUAUUGUAAUAUUUUAGCUCAAAUAGGAAUUUGUUUUUUU
This is a messenger RNA of Corylus avellana, 2608 nucleotides long. The record is from RefSeq and is a predicted model, not a curated record. NCBI's taxonomy places the organism in Eukaryota, Viridiplantae, Streptophyta, Magnoliopsida, Fagales, Betulaceae.